AUGGCUGACCUAACCCUUGCGACACCUGCGGCGCCGUCCUCGGCGGAACCAAACAUGAAUGACAUACACGGCGAUGUCGCAUACGACGGACUUAUGCUCGACGAGGAUGAUCCAAGACGCGUCCAUGAGAACCCGGUAAACAAAAUGGUAUCCGGGCCCUACUUUAGGAAGUUGACAACCCCAGGCGGAUCUGUCUACGGCGGUGUGCUCAAGGAAGGGACGAAACAUUAUGACAAAAUACUUGCUGAACUGCAAGAUCAAUAUGGCGACAUCACCAACCGAGGAGUCAACGAGGCAGCUGUCGAGGAAUUGCUCCGGUACGCUGUCAGCGGGCUUACAGCCUGCAAAGAAAACGACGACCGUGUCGAGGAAGACAUAAAGGAACUCGUUGCCCAACGAGAGGUUGAAUUGAAAGUGGAGGAGAAAUCCCGCGCACAACGGGCGGCGAAACAAGCCAAAAAAGAAGAGAACGGUCUCCCUCGAUCAAUCAAUGAAGCUCCUCAGAUGAAACCAGUCGAAGAGGAUAUCCAGGAUGAGCAGGCUCUAUUGAGCAGAAAACGAAAGGAACGGGAGUUUGAAGACGGUGAGACUGACGAAAGUAAAUCCAAAGUCAGAGCAAUAGAUGGCCAGGAGAAUGGCAUACAUUCGAGGUCCUCUCCACAACCUAGUCCCAAAAACGAUACCCUACGAGCGCCGCUGGAAAAGGGGCGUUUCGACGAUGCAAUGGAUGAAACAGAAGGCUAA
Messenger RNA from Xylona heveae TC161, 744 nucleotides. RefSeq lists its product as hypothetical. The record is from RefSeq and is a predicted model, not a curated record. The transcript is spliced from 2 exons. The coding region runs from base 1 to 744 and encodes 247 amino acids. Lineage: Eukaryota; Fungi; Ascomycota; Xylonomycetes; Xylonales; Xylonaceae.